AUGGAUGACGCCUCGGCGCUGGAUUACAAAUUGCUCUCCCCGGGGCAGGCGGAGCCUGUCCCCAACGCCCUCGGGAUGGACGCAGAGCAAAAGACGGUCUUUGCCUUUGUCAUCUUUUUGCUGGUCUUCUUGGUGAUGCUGAUGGUGCGUUGUUUCCGGAUCCUCCUCGACCCGUACAGCCGGAUGCCGGCCUCGUCCUGGACCGACCACAAGGAGGGGCUGGAGAGAGGCCAGUUUGAUUACGCUCUGGUGUAGC
Rhineura floridana is the source of this 256-nucleotide messenger RNA. RefSeq names its product cortexin-1-like. The transcript has a single exon. Bases 1 to 255 code for a protein of 84 amino acids. NCBI's taxonomy places the organism in Eukaryota, Metazoa, Chordata, Lepidosauria, Squamata, Rhineuridae. The record is from RefSeq and is a predicted model, not a curated record.